Molecule: messenger RNA, 3397 nt
Organism: Lacerta agilis (Sand lizard)
Lineage: Eukaryota; Metazoa; Chordata; Lepidosauria; Squamata; Lacertidae
Gene: KLHL15
Product: kelch like family member 15
Exons: 5
Coding region: 535-2349 (604 amino acids)
Biological process (GO): nuclear protein quality control by the ubiquitin-proteasome system; protein ubiquitination
Cellular component (GO): nucleus; Cul3-RING ubiquitin ligase complex
Molecular function (GO): protein binding
Source: RefSeq, a predicted model, not a curated record
GCGGCGGCGUCCGGAGCUCCGUCGGGAGGCGGCUCCUCGUGCGGGGCGCUGCGCGAGGAGGGGCCAGUGUUGCGUGUGGGGUUGGCGGCUUUUGUGAGGCAGCGGCAGCACCGGCGAAUGGGGCGGUCCUGCGAGAGCCGGCCGGGGAGCGCGCCUUGGGAAGGUGGCAGCGGCGGCGGCGGCCUGAGCAUCCCAUUCCGCCUUGAUGGAGGUUCCUCCUGUGCGUGUCCCUCUGCCUCUCCCACAGGUGGUGGCGGCGGCGGCGGCGGAAGUGACGGCCGGUGCGGGGUGCUUGUCGUUGGGGGAAGAUGGCGACUGUGGCUGUGCUAGGCAGUGAAGAAGAGACCCCCCUCUGCAGGUUCAGCGGGAAGAGCUGUGUCUUCAGUGCUGCUGAGAGAAAAGUCACCCAUGAUGAACAGGGUGGGGUAGAAGAUUGAUAUAUGCCCUGGCAUUUGUGUAUGUGAGCAUGCUAGUGAUGCUUCCAGGAACACAGCGCACUGAAGUCUUCUGUGCUUAAAAUGCACAUGGUGAUUCAUGGCAGGGGACGUGGAAGGAUUUAGUUCCUCCAUCCAUGACACCAGCGUCUCUGCUGGGUUCAGAACACUGUAUGAGGAGGGAUUGCUUCUUGACGUCACUCUUGUUAUUGAGGACCACCAGUUUCAGGCUCAUAAGGCAUUGCUUGCCACCCAAAGUGAUUAUUUCAGGAUUAUGUUCACUGCUGAUAUGAGGGAGCGAGAUCAGGACAAAAUCCACUUGAAAGGCCUAACUGCAACAGGCUUCAGCCAUGUUCUCCAAUUCAUGUACUAUGGAACCAUUGAACUGAGUAUGAGCACUGUUCAUGAAAUCCUGCAAGCUGCCAUGUACGUCCAGCUUAUUGAGGUGGUGAAGUUCUGCUGCUCCUUUCUAUUAGCAAAAAUAUGCUUGGAAAACUGUGCAGAAAUUAUGAGACUUUUAGAUGACUUUGGUGUAAACAUCGAGGGCGUCAGAGAAAAGCUGGAUUCCUUUUUGUUAGAAAACUUUGUGCCUCUCAUGGCCAGACCUGACUUCUUGUCCUAUCUGAGCUUUGAAAAACUUAUGACUUACUUGGAUAAUGAUCGUCUGAGCAGAUUCCCAGAGAUAGAGCUCUACGAGGCUGUUCAGGCUUGGCUGCGGCAUGAUAGAAGACGCUGGAGGCAUACCGACACCAUUAUUCAGAACAUCAGGUUUUGUUUGAUGACACCAUCCAGUGUUUUUGAAAAGGUGAAAACAUCGGAAUUUUAUCGUUAUUCCCGGCAGUUGCGGCAUGAGGUGGAGCAAGCUAUGAAUUACUUCCAUAGUGUGCACCAGCAGCCUUUGAUGGAAAUGAAAUCAAAUCGCAUUCGUUCUGCCAAACCCCAGACUGCAGUGUUUAGAGGAAUGAUAGGACACAGCAUGGUAAAUAGUAAAAUUCUCCUUCUGCACAAACCAAGGGUCUGGUGGGAGUUGGAAGGUCCACAAGUACCGUUACGACCAGACUGCCUUGCUAUUGUUAAUAAUUUUGUAUUCUUAUUGGGCGGGGAAGAGUUGGGGCCAGAUGGUGAGUUUCAUGCUUCCUCCAAAGUGUUCAGAUACGAUCCAAGACAAAAUUCUUGGUUACGAAUGGCAGAUAUGUCUGUACCACGCUCAGAAUUUGCUGUUGGUGUUAUUGGAAGGUAUAUCUAUGCAGUGGCCGGAAGGACAAGAGAUGAGACAUUUUAUUCAACAGAGCGAUACGAUAUCACAGAAGAUAAGUGGGAAUUUGUGGAUCCCUAUCCAGUCAAUAAAUAUGGACAUGAAGGAACUGUUCUUGGUAACAAGCUGUACAUCACAGGUGGAAUCACAUCCUCGUCCACAUCUAAGCAGGUGUGUGUAUUUGAUCCCAGUAAAGAAGGGACUGUGGAGCAGCGAACAAGGAGGACUCAAGUGGUCACUAAUUGUUGGGAAAACAAAUGCAAAAUGAAUUAUGCAAGAUGCUUUCACAAGAUGCUUUCUUAUAAUGGCAAGCUUUAUGUUUUUGGAGGCGUCUGUGUAAUCCUGAGGGCCUCUUUUGAGUCUCAAGGGUGCCCUUCCACAGAGGUUUAUGACCCAGAAACUGAUCAGUGGACUAUUUUGGCUUCUAUGCCAAUUGGUAGAAGUGGUCAUGGUGUAGCUGUGUUGGAAAAACAGAUAAUGGUUCUUGGGGGCCUAUGUUAUAAUGGUCACUACAGUGAUUCAAUUCUCACUUUUGAUCCUGAAGAUAAUAAAUGGAAAGAAGAUGAAUACCCAAGAAUGCCCUGCAAGCUAGAUGGCUUACAAGUUUGUAGCCUACACUUUCCUGAGUAUGUGCUGGAACAUGUUAGACGCUGCAGCUAAAAUUUAAAAAAAAAUACAAAACUAUUUAUAAUUUGGUGGGAUGGAGGGCUGGGGUAAGGGAAAGCAGAUUUAAAGCCCACUGAAAAAAGUGUCUUGUGUAAUAUGCCACUUAAAUUAAUAAAGAGAAAAAAGAAGUGUACAGGGAAUGCAUCUACCAAGUUUAUUAGGAAUGCUAAUACCUGUGUUUUCAUACUGAUUUUAUUUUUUACAUGCUAUUACUGUGUUUUGAGAGGGGAAAUUGUUCUUCCAUUUCAUGUGUUUUAACCCCAUAUACUAUGUCCAUUCUGUAUGAGUGAAGACAACACAUGCUUUAGGACGCACUAGAAUACACUCUGUUUGCAAGGUGGGUCAAAAGCAUAUAUGUAUUGUGCAUUUUUAUUUUUUAAACUGUCAGGAUAAAAUUCAGCAGCCUUACUAGAACAGAGCCUGACUUCCAAUGUAGCAGUGAAAGGGGCCUUUCAAUUUGUUCCUGUAAUUACUUGUUGUUUAAAUGUUAUUUUUAUUUCCAUUUAUGACUCCUCCCAAUCAGGUUUGACACUCGUCAUUUUUAUAUCAGUGACAAUUUAAAAUGGUUUUCUAUUUAUUUUUCUAUUUCUAUUCAGUUUAUUUUAAUGUACAGUAGUUCCAGUAAGUCUGCUGAAAAAAUAGGUUUUUGAAAAAAGAACACUGAAGAUUUUCUACUAAAAUAAAUUAUAGGCUGCAUUUGUCUGCGUUGUGGUUUGUGAAUAAAAUAUAUCUAUAUAUAUAUAUAUAUACAUACAUACAUGCAUACACUGUAAGAUCAAAAUGAAAUGCAUAUUUUUAUGUGCAGCUGGAAGUCUAUUUUUAACUAGUGGACAGAUAUGAGCUAUAUCUGUUUAAUUUUAGCUGUUAAUAGCACCCUUUCAUGUAUUUAAAUUUGUUGGGUAACUGGAGGCCUCGUUCAUAUCAAUGUAAACUUAUAUUUGGUAUAUACUGAUUGAUUCAGUAACACUUGAACUCCUUUAUAACCAGGUGAUAAAAAUGUCGAAGCUAACAUUUUUGUUUUUUAUAAAGUCAGAUCCCAACC